AUGUCGCGUGUCGUCUCCACGUCACGUUGGUUGAAGCUAUUCACACUUGCUACAUCUCUAUACUUCUCAUCCUUCCUAAUUGCCGGACUAGGAAUUGAAAACUAUGGUACUAUUAUCCAGGUGAACAUGGGCCUACUGUUAUGGAACGCCUUUUGCAGCCUUGCCGGCGUCUUCGUCAUCGACAAGAUCGGCACUCGCAAGGCUCUAAUCUUUGGCACAGCUGCCACUGUCGUCCUCUUUGCUAUCCUUUCCGGCCUUUCGUACCUUGCAGACCAAUAUCCCGACGACCACGGAUAUGCCAUUGGCGCCAUCGCUGUUGUGGGCUUAUUUCUUUUGGCCGUGUCUUUCAGCUGGAUGCUCCUUGCCUAUACAUAUCCACCCGAGAUCUUGAAAUACUCGCAGCGGUCUAAGGGUGUGGCAAUUUCUCAGGCCAUUGGCUAUGCUUUCAGCUUUCUCAAUCUCUACACGGCGCCGAUAGCUAUGGAGAAGAUUGGCUGGCGCUACUUUGCCAUUAACGGCGGAUGGAACCUCGCAAUCUUGGCUACUGCGAUUUGGUUAUUCGUUGACACAAAGGGCAGAACUCUAGAGGAGAUUGAUGAGAUCUUUGAUGGAACGGGUCAUGCCGGGGGCGUGAUUAUAGGAACGGAUACUGCUCAUAGCUUUGAGCUAGAUACGACGGGCGAGGCAGGAAAUAUUGUUAAGAAGCCUGCAUUGGCCUCUACCACCACGGCUUAA
Molecule: messenger RNA, 735 nt
Organism: Colletotrichum scovillei
Lineage: Eukaryota; Fungi; Ascomycota; Sordariomycetes; Glomerellales; Glomerellaceae
Exons: 4
Coding region: 1-735 (244 amino acids)
Biological process (GO): carbohydrate transport; transmembrane transport
Cellular component (GO): membrane
Molecular function (GO): carbohydrate:proton symporter activity
Source: RefSeq, a predicted model, not a curated record